This is a messenger RNA of Ceraceosorus guamensis, 3925 nucleotides long. RefSeq lists its product as hypothetical. Gene Ontology annotation, molecular function: RNA polymerase II cis-regulatory region sequence-specific DNA binding; DNA-binding transcription factor activity, RNA polymerase II-specific. The record is from RefSeq and is a predicted model, not a curated record. The coding region runs from base 322 to 3786 and encodes 1154 amino acids. Gene Ontology annotation, biological process: regulation of transcription by RNA polymerase II. The transcript has 3 exons. Lineage: Eukaryota; Fungi; Basidiomycota; Exobasidiomycetes; Ceraceosorales; Ceraceosoraceae.
CGCGAGGCUCCAGCUAUAGAUGCACAUACCAAUUCCGAAAGCUCGGUCGUCUUCGUGAGAACCAACACGUCCUCGCCUGAAGGUGGCUGAGACCUUCAUCGAAUCCCUCGGCCAGCCGGUCGAACCCACUUCCUGGCCAUUAUCGAGGACCAUCGGGACAGUCGCGAAAGGUAGCAUUGUUCACCUUACAGCUCGAUACCAUCUUGCGACUUGGCUCAAGCCGUCUCUCCCCACCCUUUGAGUUAGACCCUCCAGCACGACAUCCGAAAACCUCUACAAGCCUCUGUUGCGCGUGUACGCAGCCUUUAGCACCCUCGUCCGAUGUCGGUCAGUAGCGCAACAUCAGCAGCAUCGUCCGUUGGUGUCGCGUCGGGUGAGAACCUGGAACGUAGGGUAGACCUUCCUCGCGUCGCAUCGGCCGCGUCUAGCGAGCUGAAUGUAUCGCAGGCAGUGAGUCAACGCUCGGAAGAGUCGUUCAGCGCGUACCUCAACACUUCGACCAGCUCGCCUCGCUCUGGCAUUUCGGACGAGUCUCAAGACCCAUCCGCACGGCUGGCCCAUUCGCAAGGCGAACAAAAGGGGUCGAGCCGAGUAGAUGCGGUUGAUCAACAAGGCUCUCGAAGAGGUAUUGGCAGGACCGAAUCGAACGCGAGCAUUCUCAACAUGCGCAUUCAAGGAACUCGUGUUGCGCCAGCCAUCCGGGACGGACUCUCGGAUGAGCUCCCAGCGCUGUACGAUGGACCGCCUAGCUCUCAAUCCGCCUCCCAGCAGUUGGGCAUGCACUUGAGCAGCGGAUGCGCCCCCGACAGCAUGAUCCAAGCGCAGUCGCAGCAAGGCUCCGAAGCUUCGAAACGCCCGUUUGCUCGAAAUUGGAGCUCCUCGUCAGAAGCGAUGGUGCUGGGUUUUCCGGCGGCUGAUCAGGGUGGACGCAGCAAGCCGGAAACGGCACCCGACAAGGCGUACCCCCAGACUACAAGGCAAUCUCCUGCCGAACGCGCAGCUGUGGAUCGCGACAGCUACCCUUCAGCAGUCGCGCUUCACCGUGGUCCCACUCCUCCUUCUGCCGCCAUAGCUCGAAAUCCGUCAAGCGAGCAGACGGAGUCAUCAACGCGUGAGCCAAGCUUGGCGGAAGAGGAGGAUGAUGAUGAAGAUGACGAAUCGUGCGAUGAGAAUGAGCACCCUGUCACUGGCAAGAGAGGCCCGGGUGGUAGCAAACGACGCCGACGAACAAAGAAGGCCGAGGUGGACACGCUCGCUGCUGUGUACGAGGUCACCCCCUUUCCAGAUCAAUCUAAGCGGAAUGAGCUGGCUGCGCAGCUGCAUAUGACGGUCAAAGCGGUUUCCAUCUGGUUUCAAAAUCGACGUCAAGCGAUGAAGAAGCGUGCUGCUCGGUACGGUGGAGAGGAUGCAUCCACCUUAGCACAAAGCGCGUCUGACCGUGCCGGGCUUUCGAAGCCCGUGAUACCUCGAGCACGCCCGUCCUUGGAUGCAACCCUUCUCUCUAGACCAGUGACGACCCUUCCAGGCUCGCCCGGCACCGAUGACGACAGUCCACGAAAGCCAAGCUGUCGUGCAUUAGACGCAACGGACUCCAGUCAGCCAAGCUUUCCUUCUGCCUCGAAUCGCUGCAUGACGCGCGCUGUUUCUGCGCCUUCAUUACCAGGCCAGGGUCGCGCACCAUUGCGAGACAUCAACGACUUGAUAGCGAACGUGCAAGGUAGGAUCGUCACCAGCACCACCAGCCUUAAAACAGCGCCUUGCGACGUCCUGUCAACAACGACUGAUCAGUCCUCGAAGACGAAGGCAAAAGGCUCUCUGUCCGAUGUUGUCAUCGGCGCGAAAAAGGAUAGUGCUCCGGCCCACACCACCGAGCAUGCUGCGUCGACCGCGGCAUGUGGUGCCGGUCUAGCAAGAAGCAAGCAGGGAUCGCUGAAUGCCAAAUUGCCGCCGUCUUUGGUAGCUUCGCUGCGAGCGCAGGGUAUCUUGCCAGCCAGUCCAAGGCGCGUCUCUCCUGGCAAGCGUCAGAGAUCCCCAAGCGACGAGAUCUGGCGCCGCAUGCUGAGCUCUAGUGCAAGCUCGGACAAUGGCCAAGAAGAGGGACCGAAGAUCCCAGACGAAGAGGAGGAAGCGGCGGAAGAAGAUGAAGAGCGCACUCUUCGCAGAGUUGCGAAUCGCCGAGCCGCCAAGGAGCAGCUCAACGACCUUAGAGCCAAAAACACGUUGAGGCCAGGCAGGCUGAGCCUAACGCGGGCAAUGUCUGGAAGCAUCCGGCCGUCGUCGAACGUCCUUACAAACGGCGCUGGCGCGGUCAAGCCGAGAGCAGUCUCAGACGGACGUACUUCGCUCUCUCGCGAUCUGACACUUAGCGCUCCAGUCGAAGAGAAGAGCACCACCAAUGUCGAGCCACACCCAGCAUCCCGAGUCUCUUCGGUGCAAGCUGCGUCCGCAACGAUCUUGACCGAUCCUACGCGCUCGAGCAGACGACGGGUUCCCUCUCUAGACUACGCCGCGGGCCAUGACCGUGCUGACAUUCCGAGACCGUUGCUCUCGACGGACACGAACUCCGACGCGCGCAGAGACUUGGCUGCUGGACUCGUUGGAUCUUUCUCCGAGGAUGUCUCAGCAAAGAAAGUGCCUCACCGCAAGAGGAAGCCGGCGGCGCAAUACGUCGUUGACGAAAACGGUCUUAAAUGGCGCUUUGUUGAGGAUCAGUACGCACCACGCAAGCGCAGUCGAUUUGCUACGCCCUACGAUUGGAAAGAGGCUCAGCCAGUAGUCGCGCAGAGACAGCCGCUCGUUGUGCCGCACAUGGACAACUCUUCCACGCCCCGCAAACGUUCUAGAGAGGACGACAUCGCAUUGAAGGAAAAUCAGUUGACGGUUUUGCCACGGUCCAUUGCGGCUACGAUGCCAUCCGGCCUUGGACCGGCUUCGGCGCUGACGAGCCACCCAACCCUCUCUGCUGGUUCCACCCUGGAUUCUUCCCGCUUGCCUUCUAUCGCUUGCUUGACGGCGGUCGACACUCUGUUGCAGACUCCCACUCUCCCACCUCUGCGGCCCCCGUCACAUGCAUUACUAGACGGCCGUGCUAAACAAGCAGCGCUGCGGCCAGCACGAGGUGCAGAAGCCCCCAAGCUCGGCAAGCGAAGCAAUGGUCUGGCUCAACCCAGUCUGUCUAUUGAUUCAUUAUUGGGAUCAAGAAUGAGUACCUCCAAUGUUUCCUCGCGCGGACCGCAGCCAUCAGGAGGCACUUUCCGUUUCGAGGCCUCGUCCACGCGUGAUCCUCGAGGAACAGCAUCUCCUUCAGUCUCUCCUGAACGUCCUAUUAGAAACAUUCAACACCCGGUCAACCAGCGGGCGUCACUGUCCGGCUUCCAAGCACCUGCCGGCAUGCCUUGGGGACGCGAGCAGCUCAACACCGUCCAACGCGGUCAUGGGCUGGCUCGCGUUGCGUCCGGUCCAUUGCCGCCCGUCACGUACGCUACUUCCUUUGGCCCAGCCAAGGACGUCGCUGGUAAUAACGUAUCGAUGUUCACCGAGAGCCAGCAGGACGACAGCGGCUUCUACGGCAGCGACAAAGAGGAAGGACAUACACGACGCGCGGUAUUUGCGGACAAGACAAACAGCGCAAAGGCGGGCAAAGGCACACGCGCCCCAAGUCGCAAGGCUGCAGCCCCACUGCGAACUGCUCGACCUACCCUGCGCGGCGUAAGCGGCUCUCCUCGCAAAGACGAAGGCGAUGAACAAGCAGCUCAAAUGUUGCUCGAUCUUGCGGCUCGAGACUAGAUGCCCAUGGAAAAAGACGAGAGCAUCCCGAUGCGUCUGCACAGUGAAAAGCGGCGUUGCCUCCAAGAAGUCUGCCUCAUCUUUUGACCCCUCUGAAAUGAACAUACAAUAUGUUAUGCACCAGGAAAUGGCAUCCGAG